This is a messenger RNA of Magallana angulata, 2695 nucleotides long. Its product is annotated as pituitary tumor-transforming gene 1 protein-interacting protein-like. Gene Ontology annotation, cellular component: cytoplasm; nucleus. The record is from RefSeq and is a predicted model, not a curated record. Bases 106 to 708 code for a protein of 200 amino acids. The transcript is spliced from 7 exons. Gene Ontology annotation, biological process: protein import into nucleus. NCBI's taxonomy places the organism in Eukaryota, Metazoa, Mollusca, Bivalvia, Ostreida, Ostreidae.
UCAGCUGUCACCGCCGGAAGUUGUGAUAUUUACUCAUAAGUUGUUUUCAGAAAUAAGACGUCAAAUCACCAUUGUACCUUCAAGUGACAUCGGGAAGAAAAAAGAAUGUUUUUCAAGAUGAAUAUAGCGCUAGUGUUCAUAUUCAUGAUUUUUGGCAGCGUUUCAGCGUCUGGAAACGGUACGGCAGAUACUCCAACCACCUUUAAACCAACCACCCCCAAGGCAGUACCAACCAGCCAGCCUACCCCAGUGUCAACCCCUUCACUCCAAGAAGUGUGUAUGAGCAGAAAUUCCAGUUGUGAAACUUGUUUAAAGGAUGCUAAGUGUCUUUGGUGCAAAACCAACAGUAAAUGUGUUCCUUAUCCAACGGGAGAUGUCCUGCCUAAAUCAUCCUUAUGUUCUCUCUCUGAGGCUCGCUGGGGAGUAUGUUGGGUGAACUUUGAGGCGCUGAUCAUUGCUAUGGGGGUGAUUGGAGGAAUCAUCCUGCUGGCUGUGCUUGUGUGUAUCUGUUGUUGCUGCUGCUGCAAGAAAGACAACAAAAACAAGUAUGCCAAAGAAGAUGAAAAGUGGGAGAGAAAGAAGAAAGACAGACAAGAAAAAUCAGCAGAAAAGCGAGCAGAGCGGAAAGCUAAAACUGAUGAGAUUCGCCGUAAAUAUGGGCUGAUGAAAGAUGACAAUUAUCAGAGAUUUGAUAAUGAGGAAGCCUAAGUAAAAUGGGACACAAGCUGAAAGCCAGGAGAACUCCACAACAUUAAAUCGAAGAACAAUUGGUGUUGAGUAAUAUGUUCCAAAUGAAGGAAAUACAUUGCAAGAAUUUCUAUGAAGAAAAAGAGUUCAAUAUAACUCUGAAUUUCUCUUGUGUGGUUUAUGAUUUUUUCAUGUGUUUUUGGUUUUGAUUUGAAAAAAAAAUCCAUUUAAAAAUUAAAAUAACAUAGAUGUUUUUGUAAGUUUCUGAAAAAUGAAAUUAUUAUUAAGUUAUCACCUUUACAGGGUGUUUAUAAAGUUCAUUCCAUGAUCAAAAUCAGUGGAAAUUGAAUCAACCCUUGCUUAUUGAUAAGUUUGAGAUUUCUUUGUUAAUUUGUUAAUUCUUUUUUUGAAGGGGGGGGGGGGUGUUCUUGAAAAAUUUAUUGUUGUAGAGUUUUUGUUCAUUUUUGAUGUUGAAAUGUAGAUGUUGAUCUUCACCCUGUACAUUUAUUAGCGAGUAACAUUUUACACCUUAAACAUCAUUUGCCUUACAUACCUGGUCAACAUUUAUGUACGGUCCAUCAAUUUACCGGUAUAUCCAUUUGUAUCCAUGAAAUAAUUAUUUUUUCUUCCUCCGAUGGUGCUUUUCUGAUAUGAAAUUGAUGUAACAAGAUUUAUUUUGCACAUGGGUAUAUUUUUUGAAAAACAGAUAUUAUUUAAUAUACAUGCUUAUGAAUAAAUUUAAUUUAGACAGAUGUGAAAUACAAUGCUCACAGGUGGAUAGUGAAUAGUUGGUUUAGUUUUGUAGCAUGUCGGUAUCAUUUAUUUAAACCUUUAAAUUGUAUCAGAUUCUGUAUAUAUUUUUUGAAUAUGUACGUGUACCUAUAUUUUUGUGGUUGUCUAUUUAUCUUUCUCCUCAGUUUUCAGGGCCAUGUUUUACAAAAGAGCUUACGACUUACGACCAGAUACCUCUGGGUUGAUUAUAUUCAUAACUUCGUUAUAAUUAUAAAACGGCCAUGUAAAUUCAUAAAUAGUUUAGAUAUUUUCAAAGUUUUUUGUUAAGUUUCAGAAUGACAACAUUUUAAUUUUAACGUGGGUUACUUAAAAAUGCAUCAAUCAAUUUCCAGCUAUAGAUGUUUUGUUCCAAGAUACAGACUUUCACCCAGUGUAUAUAAUUCUGAAUCAUGAGUGUAGGAGUCACACUCUUCCUUAAUAUGCCCACAUUCCACAUUGAUUGUGCUUUUGUAACAACUUCUUUUUUUCAAUUUAAUUAAAACAAACUGGUCUUAAUAUUAUUUACUUGUGUUGAUGUGAUAUUUAAAGAGGAUCGGUUGAUUUGUAAAAUGAAAUUUUCUUGAUAAUAUUUUUUCAUAACUGAGAAAUGUUUUGACCUGUACACAUAACAGAUUUUUUUUUUCUCUUGACCAAAAUAUCAACCAAGAAAAAUCCAGUGAAAGGCAUGAGGAUUAUCUAAAUUUAUCUUCUAAUAUUAGUUUCAUAUUUUUAUGAAUGUAAAUUUGUGAAUAGCCAGAUGUUGCAGAGAGAGAGAGAGAGAGAGAGAGAGAGAGAGAGAGAGAGAGAGAGAGAGAGAGAGAUUGUGGGAAUUUUACACUUGUAUGAUUUAUUCAAUUAUCAGUAAACUUUUGAACUUUUUUGGAGAAAAAAUUUCCUUGUGUCUUAGAUUUUUAAUGUCUCAAGUUGUCUUUUCUAUGUAAUUCUAUCUGGUACUUUAUGAAAAUUGAAAGUAAAAUUUAAAAGGGAUACAUAUCUUUAUCAUAAUUUAAAUAUUUUACAAUGUAACAAAAGUGAUGACAUUUUUUUUUCUUUUUAAUAAUUUAUGAUAUUAUCUCAAUAAGAAAUAAAAUUUAAUGGUCACCUUUAAAGUACAUGUACCGGUAUUUCAAAUUGUGAAUAUUUUUCCUCAAAGUACAUUUUUCUAAAUGUUGGUGACUUAUUUUGAAAUUUUACUUGAUUGCAAGUUAUGAUCACAAUAAACAUUUUCAUCAUUUUA